Acromyrmex echinatior (Panamanian leafcutter ant) is the source of this 2091-nucleotide messenger RNA. RefSeq lists its product as uncharacterized. The record is from RefSeq and is a predicted model, not a curated record. NCBI's taxonomy places the organism in Eukaryota, Metazoa, Arthropoda, Insecta, Hymenoptera, Formicidae. Gene Ontology annotation, biological process: regulation of transcription by RNA polymerase II. Gene Ontology annotation, cellular component: nucleus; transcription regulator complex.
UGCUUUGACCUGAAAUUAAAAGAACUAUACUGUUAUGAAAUAAAGUCGAAAAUAUUAUAUAUUAAGUCCUUAUGAAAAUAAAAAUUGGAGCGUAAAUCAGAUGUAAUGGAAGAAUAACCGAAGCGUAACUUCUAGAAGGCGAAAAUUGGAACAUGUAAAAGAAAAAAAAGAAAUGUAAAAGAAGCGAUUAUAGUCUAUAAUCCGAUGCCUAAGAGAACGCAUCCAUACGAACAUCCAUAUGAGUUUUGUGUGUUGGUGUGUGUGAUGUGUGUGUGAUAUGAUGUGUGUGUCUGAAGCUUCCAUCUCUGAUGAUCUGAGCCAUCCGAGGUUCCGAAAUUUCAAUCAGUGCAAUAUAACUCUUGUAGAAAGUUCGAAGUUUCAUGAACAGUUAAUUCGUCAAAAUGCGGAAAUAUUUUCGUGAUUUGACAAAAAGGCAAUAAAAUCGCCUACUGCAAGCGUACAAGAGGGAACAGACAGCAAUGGCAUAUUCUCCGAAGAUUAUUGCAGCUAGCGAUCGUAUUAAUGUACAGUUGGUCUCCAAUUUUCACCAGUCUACUACUACUGCUGAUAACUUAGACGGUAAUGAUCAUGGAUUCAGUGAUGAUGUUUCAAUGUCCUAUGUCCAAGAAAAUUCUGAAAAUGAGCACAGAGGAAACUUUCCCAAAGAUAUGUACAAAAAUCAAGAGCUUUUGACCUGGUUAUAUUCAUGGAAAUUGAAACAUAACAUUUCACACGAUGCUAUGUCCGAACUCUUGAACCAAUUGCGCAUUUGUGGACAUGCCGAUCUACCGAAGGAUGCAAGAACGUUGUUAGGAACACCUACGUUUAAUCCUGUCGAGAUUUCUGCCACCGGAGGAGACAUGAAUGCUCACCAGAACACGUUCUGGUAUUGUAACUAUACCGAUAAAGUCGGCCCGAUUCUAUGUAACGAAAUUGACAGAAGCAACUUGAUAAUCUUAAACAAGGACGCUCCCACGCUUAUGCAACCGCCGAAUCUGGUCUUGGCCUCUCCAAAUCUGGCGCUGAUUGCUGACCCACAAACUAAUUCGGACUCACAGGGCAACCAUUUUCCAGUCUGUACUACGAUCGGAGGAAAUGUGAACGCGCAUCCCACGUUCUGGUAUUGUGAUUACACGAAUAAAGUCGGCCAGAUUAUAUGCAGCGAAAAUGACAGAAGUGACUUGGUAAUCUUAAACAAGGAUGCUCCCACACUUAUACAACCGCCGGAUCUGGUCUUGGCUUCUCCAAAUCUAGCGCCGAUCGCCGAUUCACAAACUGAUUCGAACCCACAGGCCAGCGACCAUUUUCCAGUUUGUAUUACGAUUGAAGAUGACGAUAACAUUCAAUCCAGAAAUUUGGACAAGUCCGAGCAGGUGGUGGCCGACAAGUCCGAGCAAGUAGUGGCCAACAAGUCCGAACAAGUGGUGGCCGACAAGUCCGAGCAGGUAAUGGCCGACAAGUCUAAGCAGAUGAUAACCGACAAGUCCGAGCAGGUGGUGGCCGAUAAGUCCGAGCAGAUGGUGGCCGACAAGUCCGAGCAAAUGAUGACCGAUAAGUCCGAGCAGAUGGUGGUCGACAAUUGCAAUUACGAUGAAGAUGCUCAAAGUAGCGCCUGGACUGAUAAAAUUCGUCUGAGGGAGCAUCUUAUCUCAGAAAUUCGAAAGAGGCCUCCUCUUUGGAAUUUCAAACUUCCACCUGAAAAGCGCAGAAUCGAAAAGAGAGAGAGACUAUGGGAAGAAGUUUCCAUAAAACUUAAUAAAGAAGGGUCAACCAAGAAGCUCAAGAAGAUGUGGAGAUCUCUCUGUGAUUCCUUCAGGGUACAUCAUUAUAGAAAGAAGAUGUUGCCGAGUAAAUCUACGAUCUGUAGUCCGUGGGUCCAUUAUGAGAGCAUGAAAUUUAUAUCAGAUGUUCAACUACAAAGCUUUACGAUAACGAACGCAGCGGAUACUAAAACUCUAACAACGGAUAGGACAGUGAACGAUGACAACAAUUCAACCGACAGAUGUGCCAAAAACAGAACUACGAAGAAUCGAAGACAAAGAUGCACGAAACGAGAUUAUACAUAAUCUAUUCAAAAUUUUCGACACUAAA